Messenger RNA from Drosophila subpulchrella, 569 nucleotides. Its product is annotated as extensin-2-like. NCBI's taxonomy places the organism in Eukaryota, Metazoa, Arthropoda, Insecta, Diptera, Drosophilidae. The transcript is spliced from 2 exons. The coding region runs from base 93 to 389 and encodes 98 amino acids. The record is from RefSeq and is a predicted model, not a curated record.
GUUUUAAUGUUUUUGCACAUUGCUAUGAACCGAUUUAGUAUAAAGAGAGAGUCUUCGCAGUUCACUUCAGUGUCUAGUUCCUAUAAAACAACAUGAACUUACUGAGUGUCCUUCUUCUCUUCUUCACCGUAUCAUCUGCUUUUGCCCAGAAAUGUGACUGUGGCAGUGGUCCUGUGGUGUACUAUCCUGACCCUCAGGUGGACUAUCCUGAUCCUGAGGUGUACUAUCCUGAUCCUGAGGUGUACUAUCCUGAUCCUCAGGUUUAUUAUCCUGAUCCUCAGGUGUAUUAUCCUGAUCCUUAUGUGUAUACAGGUCCUUAUCGAUAUAGACGGGAACUCAGAAGACGAAAGCGGUGCGCUUUUCACUGUGGCCCUUUUGGUAGUGGAUAACCAACAGCACAUGUUUCGAAAAAAAAUCCAAUUUACGGAGUAAGAAGUUUUUGUGCAAAUGUUACACUUAGUAAUUAGGCAUCAAAACAAUUCAAAGAUUUUAGGGACAAAAUAAUGAAGAUAAGUUUUCUAAAUAUGUUUAAAAAGCGUUAAAAUCUUUAAAAUCUUACUAAUAAACAG